Molecule: messenger RNA, 3297 nt
Organism: Hypanus sabinus (Atlantic stingray)
Lineage: Eukaryota; Metazoa; Chordata; Chondrichthyes; Myliobatiformes; Dasyatidae
Gene: acss3
Product: acyl-CoA synthetase short chain family member 3
Exons: 16
Coding region: 828-2978 (716 amino acids)
Source: RefSeq, a predicted model, not a curated record
GCUACAGACAGAGUUUGAGUAGGUUGUUACUUAAUUCAUUACAGCAUAAGAUAAUGAGGGGUAAUGGAGACCCCUCCAUUACACCCCUUCAUGUGAAUGGACACAGUUUUUUCUCCUCAGGUGGAGGAGUUGAGAACUAGAGAGCAGAGGUUUAAGGGGAAAGAUUUAAAAGAGGCAACUUCUUCCAUCAGAGGGUAGCACAUAAAAGGAAUGAACUGCCAGAGAAGUGGUUGAGGCAAGUACAACGACCUACAUAUAAUAGACACUUGGACGGGUAUGUGAAUGAGAGCAGUUUUAGAGGAAUGUGUGCCAAUCGUAAGCAAGUGGGACUCGUUUAGGUGGGCAUUUUGGUCGGAAUGGACGAGCAGGGCUGAAUGGCCGGUGUUGUUUCCGUGCUGUGCUGCUCUGCUCCCAAGUACAGAUCAACAGCUUUCGGUGAAUUCCCAUUUGAUUUCCCACUUUCAGCAGCUCCAACUCAAGCGGGAGUAAAAAGAAAAACACUGUGUGAAGCGGCGAAAUGAAACUUUUAAACGUGUGCAACACGAGUGAAUCUGCAGAUGCUGGAAAUAAAUAAAAAAAACACAAAAUGCCGGCAGAACUCAGCAGGCCAGACAGCACCUAUGGGAGCAGGUAUUGACGUUUCGGGCUGAAACCCUUCAUCAGGAGGGUUAAAUGCGCGCGUUCACUUUCCAUCGUGUCUUUUCACGGUUUCCCCUGCCGCUGGGCGGCGUCAAUCCUGGCAGAAUCCUCAGCGUGACGCCUAGCACUUUCGCAAGGUUGGACUCACUUUGAGUUGCCCAGCCGCGAGUGAAGUUCUGGGGGGGAAUAUGCAACUGAGUUCUCUGAAAGCGAAUAUGCUGUCCUUGAUCAGACUUUCUGAGCCGAUUCGACAGGUUGUGCGCUUCGGAAGGGACGCUUGCGAGCUUGCCUGUAGCGGCAGGGUGGUGCGGAGGGCUCGGAGGCAGUGGUCCGGCGCCAGGUUUGGGACUGCGUGGGUCCGCUCGGCACACCUCACUGGGACUCCCGGCUUGCUGCAGGACAGCUUUCGCCGCUCUCUCACUUGUUCAGCCGCAGACAGAACGUACGAGGAUGCGUUCCGCAGAUCCGUGGAGGAACCAGAAGAGUUUUGGAGCGAAUGUGCCCAAGACAUUGCCUGGUUCAAACCGUGGCAAAAGACUCUGGAUUUUUCAAAUCCGCCUUUUGUGCGCUGGUUUGUUGGUGGUGUACUUAAUGUGUGCUAUAAUGCACUAGAUCAUCAUGUUGAAAGUGGGCAGGGAGACCAAGUUGCCAUCAUUCACGACAGCCCAGUCACAGGGACUAUACAAAGCAUUACUUACAGAGAAGCUUUGGAACAGGUUUCCAGGUUGGCUGGUGUGCUGGUCAAGCAUGGAGUAAAGAAGGGGGAUCGAGUUGUCAUUUAUAUGCCGAUGAUUCCCCAGGCAAUGUACACAAUGUUGGCCUGUGCAAGAAUCGGGGCCACACACAGUCUGAUAUUUGGCGGCUUUGCAUCGAAAGAGCUUUCAGUUCGUGUGGACCAUGCCAAGCCCAAACUGAUUGUCACAGCAUCAUUUGGAGUUGAGCCAUCAAGAAGAAUAGCGUACAUACCACUGCUGGAAAAAGCUUUGGAAAUGGCUGAACACAAGCCAGAAAAAGUCAUCAUUUACAAUCGACCUAACAUGGAGAGAGUUCAUUUGACCUGUGGUCGUGGGCUAGACUGGGAUGAAGAGGUUUCCGCUGCUCAAUGCCAUGACUGUGUCCCUGUAUCUUCAGACCAUCCCUUGUACAUUCUUUACACUUCGGGAACAACAGGAAUGCCAAAGGGAGUUGUUCGUGCAUCUGGGGGAUACAGCGUAAUGCUUAAAUGGACCAUGUCAAAAGUGUACGGUCUUAAACCUGGUGAGGUUUGGUGGGCUGCUUCUGACCUGGGUUGGGUAGUAGGACAUUCUUAUAUUUGCUAUGCACCUCUUCUUCAUGGGAAUACGUCCAUCUUGUAUGAGGGGAAGCCUGUUGGGACCCCAGAUGCCGGAGCAUAUUUCCGCUUGCUAUCUGACCAUGGCGUGGUAGCUUUAUUCACUGCACCGACAGCACUGCGAGUAAUUCGUCAGCAGGACCCCGAGGCUGUGCUUGGAAGACAGUACCAUUUUCCAAGAUUCCGGACUUUAUUUGUGGCUGGGGAGCAUUGCGAUCUAGAUACUUUGAAAUGGGCCAAACAAAUCUUCAGUGUUCCCGUUCUAGAUCAUUGGUGGCAAACAGAAACAGGGUCUGCAAUAAGUGCAUCUUGUAUAGGUCUCGGGAACUCUCUAAAUCCUCCUCCCGGACAAGCUGGAAGACCAGUUCCAGGAUAUAAUGCAGUGAUUUUGGGCCAUGACAUGAAAGAAGUGAACCGCAAUGAACUGGGGAAUAUUGCGGUCAAGUUACCUUUGCCUCCAGGUUCGUUGACAACACUUUGGGAAAAUGACAAGUGUUUUAAAGAGCUUUACUUUACUAAAUAUCCAGGUUACUAUGAUACAAUGGACGCUGGCUACAUGGAUAAUAAUGGAUAUUUGUAUGUCAUGUCUCGGGUGGAUGAUGUAAUAAAUGUUGCAGGUCAUAGGAUUUCAGCUGGAGCUAUUGAAGAGUCGAUUAUCACUCACCCAGCAGUAGCAGACUGUGCGGUGCUGGCCUUUGAGGAUCCUGUAAAGGGACAUGUUCCACUAGCCUUGUGUGUUUUAAAGACCGGUGUAACUGAGACAACUGAAAAACUUUCAGAAGAGAUAGUUAAAAUUGUUCGAGAUUCCAUUGGUCCAGUCGCUGCAUUCAGGAAAACAAUUUUUGUACCGGAGUUACCAAAGACGCGUUCUGGCAAGAUACCUCGAUCGGCACUUUCAGCAGUUAUAAAUGGCAAGCCUUUCUCAAUAACACCAACCAUCGAAGAUCCAAGAGUUUUCUCUGACAUUGAAGCUAUAUUGAAACAGAAGAAAAUUAUAUCUCAACUUUAAGUGCAAUAUGAUGAACUGGUAUUACUUUUUUUAUUCCUGUACCUAUAUGCUGCAAGUCAAUGAAUGUAACAUGUGAACUCUUUUUAAACCACAGUGCUGACAUAAUAUGUACUUUAAUUUCUGUAAUGAUGCUGCACUGCAAAGCUUAAAUAUAGUAUAUUUUAUCUAAAAUAUUAAAAAUACAUGGUACUUAGUAUUGUCUGUAUUUUUUUAAAUGACCAUGGCUCAUGUACUAAGAAUUGAUUAAUGCCAUUCCAUUUGUAAUGCUGGCAGGAAUUGUUUACCAUUAGAGUAAUAAAAUUUUUUUUAAAUCCUAGAA